CUGUGGCUGGGACAUCUGGAAGGCCGGACGCUGGGGUUCCACUGACAGCAGGACUGGGGAGGCAGUGGAGUCAGGGUUGGUUUGGACCCUUUAAAGUGGACCUACUUUUUAAUAUCCCUGGAGUUGUUGGGGGAGGCAGUGGGUGGUGGGGCUGAAGUUCUGCACCAGCCCCAGGCUAGGCACUCAUGUCUGGAGCACACAGGUGGCAUUUCCAGCUUCAGGCACCUGGGAGAACAGAGAGCAAGAAGGAACACAAGGUGUUUAAUGACAUGAGGUUUUCUGGAAAGAGACUCGAACUGCUGAGGGUUUGGAUUGAGACUGUUUUAAAAGUGCUUCUUUAACAAGCUCUCUUGAGCGCUCUCCCCACCAGGCACUGAGCGCCCCAAGGUGAGCAGACUGCCUGGGCUUCCGUGUCCAGAGCCAGAGCCGCAGGCACUGAAAUGCAGAUCCCAGGGCCCACCCAUGACCUUCUGAUACGGAGUGCUGGAGGCAUCUGCAUUUUCCAAGUUCCCCGGCCCUUUGAUACCUCUUUCCCGCCGCUCUGAAGUUAACUAGCUCCGUCCUCCUGCAUCCUGCUCUCCAGCUGCACUCGCUCACGGGCCAGGAUGGGAUUCUGUCUGGCCCUACGCAUGGUGCUGCUGCUCCUGUCCGGGGUCCUGGCCCCUGCAGUACUCACAGCCGAGGGCCCGCAGGAGCCCGCGCCCACCCUGUGGAACGAGCCCGCCGAGCUGCCGUCGGGAGAAGACCCCGUGGAGAGCACCAGCCCCGCCCGGGAGCCCGAGGCCACCGGGCCCCCGGCCCCCACCGCCGCGCCGAGCCCCGAGGACAGCACGGCGCGGGAGCGUCUGGACCAGGGUGGCGGCUCGCUGGGGCCCGGCGCCAUCGCGGCCAUCGUCAUCGCCGCCCUGCUGGCCACCUGCGUGGUGCUGGCGCUCGUGGUCGUCGCGCUGAGAAAGUUUUCCGCCUCCUGAAGCGAAUAAAGGGGCCGCGCCCUCGCCGCGGCGCGACUCGGCUCUACCCUC
Leopardus geoffroyi (Geoffroy's cat) is the source of this 1022-nucleotide messenger RNA. RefSeq names its product secondary ossification center associated regulator of chondrocyte maturation (gene SNORC). Gene Ontology annotation, cellular component: cell periphery. Lineage: Eukaryota; Metazoa; Chordata; Mammalia; Carnivora; Felidae. The coding region runs from base 606 to 971 and encodes 121 amino acids. The record is from RefSeq and is a predicted model, not a curated record. Gene Ontology annotation, biological process: cartilage development. The transcript has 4 exons.